Molecule: messenger RNA, 741 nt
Organism: Brachypodium distachyon (stiff brome)
Lineage: Eukaryota; Viridiplantae; Streptophyta; Magnoliopsida; Poales; Poaceae
Product: glycine cleavage system H protein, mitochondrial
Exons: 4
Coding region: 137-631 (164 amino acids)
Biological process (GO): glycine decarboxylation via glycine cleavage system; protein lipoylation
Cellular component (GO): mitochondrion; glycine cleavage complex; cytoplasm
Source: RefSeq, a predicted model, not a curated record
GCCAAACGAUUCCCAUUUCCCUAUCCUCCCACUACUACUUCCACCACCAAGCUACUAUCAUCUCCUGCAAGGUGGACACAGAACACAGAUACACCCUCUCGUCGCGUAGGUUACAAGCAUUGGCACAGCUAGAAUAAUGGCUCUGAGGCUGUGGGCGAGCUCAGCUGCCAAUGCCCUCAAAAUUUCCAGCAGUGGAGCCAGGGCCGCUGCACCUGCCUACUCUAUCUCCAGAUACUUCUCCACUGUGCUCGAUGGCUUGAAGUACAGUUCCUCACACGAGUGGGUCAAGAACGAGGGCACCGUGGCCACAAUUGGCAUCAGUGACCAUGCCCAGGGACAUCUCGGGGAGGUGGUGUUCGUGGAGCUGCCGGAGGCCGGCACGAAGGUGACCCAGGGCGGAGCGUUCGGCAACGUGGAGAGCGUGAAGGCCACCAGCGACGUGAACUCGCCCAUCUCCGGCGAGGUCGUCGAGGUCAACGAAAAGCUCUCCGGGACUCCCGGCCUGAUCAACACGAGCCCGUACGAGGAUGGGUGGAUGAUCAAGGUGAAGCCGAGCAGCCCGUCGGAGCUGGACGCCCUGCUGGACCCGGCCAAGUACACCAAGCACUGCGAGGAGGAAGACGCUCACUAGUGCCUCUUUUGUUCUCUUGAAAUCAUUUUUAACUUUGUGGCAAACAACUCUACCGCUCUAUAUAUCUUCAGUGAAUAAACCAACAUCACCAUCCGUUCGGUUGAUCUACU